This is a messenger RNA of Penicillium verrucosum, 1233 nucleotides long. RefSeq lists its product as uncharacterized. Bases 1 to 1233 code for a protein of 410 amino acids. Gene Ontology annotation, molecular function: carboxypeptidase activity. The transcript is spliced from 2 exons. The record is from RefSeq and is a predicted model, not a curated record. Lineage: Eukaryota; Fungi; Ascomycota; Eurotiomycetes; Eurotiales; Aspergillaceae.
AUGAAAGGGGAACUUGCUGUGUCGGGCUAUGCGCCUCGCACAGCCAGCAAAUUAAAACCUUUCCUCUUGUCUUUUUGCCUCGUUAGUCUGCUCUGCCUCGCCUUCUAUCACCGUCUCCCCGGCGUCACCCUUCUUCGGCCUGCCCGCCAUUUCAAUCUUGAACAACUGCUCCUCUCCGUCCCCGACGCUACCAAAGCCCGCCAAUGGAGUGUCCACUACACCUCUGAGCUCCGUUUCCCCGGCCAAACUCUCCCCAGUGGUCAUUGGACACAGGAAAAAUGGAAAGAGUUCGGCAUCGACACGACGUCCAUCCAGGCCUACCCCCUACCACUCCCAUUGCCGCUUCCCGUGUCAAGCCGCCUAGCUCUUGUGAAUCAGACCGAUGGGGAAGUGCUCUACGAGGCCGCGCUGACCGAAAAUGCAACUGAUCCCAACCCACUCACAGGCGAGAUCCUGAAUGCCCCCCAGUUCGUUGCUUUUGCUCCCAGCUUCAAAAUCAACGCGUCGGUUGUGUAUGCCAACCAUGGACGGCUGGAAGAUUUCGAGGAUCUGGCCCGGGCGAAUGUCAGUGUGAUGGGGAAGAUCGCCAUCGUCAAGUUUGGGUUGCCGGGGAGCAAGUUCUACGAGAUUCUGCAGCAGACGGGCAUUAUGGGAUGGAUUGUCUACCGGGAUCCAGAGGUGGAUGGGGAGAUUACCGAGGCGAAUGGGUAUCUUGCGUAUCCAGAUGGUCCGGCUCGAGCACCGAGUAGUGUUUUUCGACAGAAUGGGGCGCAUCCGGGCAAGGAUAGUGAACCGGUUCCUGCCAUGGCCAUCUCAUAUGCGGAUGCGGUUCCAAUCUUGAAAGCCCUCAAUGGCAUUGGGCCUCGCGCAGACGACCUGAAUUCGAGAUGGCAGGGCGGGCAACUCGGAUACCGGGGCGUUGGAUACAACGUUGGCCCUUCGCCUCCGAACAUUGUUUUAGUCAUGCAAAACAAAAUGAAGGACUCUAACGCGACGCUAUACACGUUGGUUGGCGAGAUCGAAGGACAAAUCAAAGACGAGGUUGUCAUCAUCGGCAACCACCGCGACGCGUGGGCCACGGGUGCUACCGACCCAGCCAGCGGCUCUGCGGCCUUGAAUGAGGUCGUCCGCGCCUUUGGAACGGCGGUCCGGAAUGGCUGGCGACCUCUGCGGACUCUUAUCUUCAUCAGCUGGGACGGCAAUGAAAUAGGCUUAUUCGGAUCCGCAAAUUAG